CAAAACAUAAAAAUAAGACAAAAUGAGUUCACAAACCCCGCAAAAGGUACAACUUCCCGAUGAAGAAUUGGACUGGAUACAAAUGCGCAUUGAAUCUGGACCGGUGUUUCCAGAGACAACCAAAGAAAAGAUGAUGCGUAAAAUUAAGGAAAAUCCCUUGGUACCAAUUGGAUGUAUUGCCACAGCUUGUGCCUUGGGUUAUGGUCUGUAUAAUUUCCGUACUGGCAAUCGCAGAAUGUCCCAAAUGAUGAUGAGAGCCCGUAUUGCGGCGCAAGGUUUUACAGUUGUUGCCUUGAUUACCGGUGUUGUGAUGACAUACGGAAAGAAGGAAGAUAA
Musca vetustissima is the source of this 336-nucleotide messenger RNA. Its product is annotated as HIG1 domain family member 2A, mitochondrial. The annotation marks the transcript as partial. The record is from RefSeq and is a predicted model, not a curated record. The transcript is spliced from 3 exons. Lineage: Eukaryota; Metazoa; Arthropoda; Insecta; Diptera; Muscidae. Gene Ontology annotation, biological process: mitochondrial respirasome assembly. Gene Ontology annotation, cellular component: mitochondrion.